Molecule: messenger RNA, 3306 nt
Organism: Galeopterus variegatus (Sunda flying lemur)
Lineage: Eukaryota; Metazoa; Chordata; Mammalia; Dermoptera; Cynocephalidae
Gene: LRTM2
Product: leucine-rich repeats and transmembrane domains 2
Exons: 4
Coding region: 178-1302 (374 amino acids)
Cellular component (GO): plasma membrane
Molecular function (GO): protein binding
Source: RefSeq, a predicted model, not a curated record
GAAUCACCACGAAGGCGCCGGUGGAGCAGGACACAGGGGCCAGCCAGCGGCGCUCGCCCGACCUGUCAGCCACCGCUGCCAAGUGCCUGGCCUCUGCCUACUCCCUGGGCCAUGGACUGACAGGCGGCAGGCACCGAGGGGCUCUUCUCUCCCCAGAGCUGCAGGACCUGGAGAGCCAUGGGGGUCACCAUGCUGGCGCCGGGCCACAGCCCUGAGCAGAGGCACAGGCUCGCUCUGCAGUGGAGGCAGGUCUCCUGGAUCACCUGCUGGAUCGCCCUACAUGCUGUGGAGGCCCUCCCCACCUGCCCUUUCUCCUGUAAGUGCGACAGCCGCAACCUGGAGGUGGACUGCAGUGGCCUAGGCCUCACCGUGGUGCCCCCAGACGUGCCUGCUGCCACCCGCACCCUCUUGCUCUUGAACAAUAAGCUGAGUGCCCUGCCAAGCUGGGCCUUCGCCAAUCUGUCCAGCCUGCAGCGGCUGGACCUGUCCAACAACUUCCUGGACCAGCUGCCCCGCUCCAUUUUUGCGGACCUGACGAAUCUGACGGAGCUGCAGCUGCGCAACAACAGUAUCAGGACCCUGGACAGGGACCUGCUGCAGCACUCGCCACUGCUGCGCCACCUGGACCUGUCCAUCAACGGCCUGGCCCAGCUGCCCCCGGGCCUUUUCGACGGACUCCCAGCUCUGCGCUCCCUCUCACUUCGCUCCAACCGCCUGCAGAACCUGGACCGGCUGACGUUUGAACCCCUGGCGAGCCUGCAGCUGCUGCAGGUUGGGGACAACCCCUGGGAGUGUGACUGUAACUUGCGUGAGUUCAAGCACUGGAUGGAGUGGUUCUCCUACCGAGGGGGGCGCCUGGACCAGCUUGCCUGCACCCUACCCAAGGAGCUGCGGGGGAAGGACAUGCGCAUGGUCCCCAUGGAGAUGUUCAACUACUGCUCCCAGCUGGAGGACCAGAACAGCUCAGCGGGCCUGGAUGUUCCUGGGCCAGCCUGCACCAAGGCCAGCCCAGAGCCUGCUAAGCCAAAGCCCAGGGCUGAGCCUGAGACAGAGCCCAGCACAGCCUGCCCCCAGAAGCAGAGGUACCGGCCCGUGAGCGUGAGGCGGGCCAUCGGCACUGUGAUCAUCGCAGGCGUCGUCUGCGGCGUCGUCUGCAUCAUGAUGGUGGUGGCCGCUGCCUAUGGCUGCAUUUAUGCCUCGCUCAUGGCCAAGUACCACCGGGAGCUCAAGAAGCGCCAGCCACUGAUGGGGGACCCCGAGGGCGAGCAUGAAGACCAGAAGCAGAUCUCUUCUGUGGCCUGAGAGCCCACCCCACCUGGCCAGGUAGGAAGGCAGGGAGAACACACCGGGCUGCUCCAGCAGGGCCAGUCCUUCCUUCUGUCAUGGUCCCUGCUUGGCUGGCAGUGGCCACCGCCUCCCCCCAGUUCCACUCUGCUCCCAGCCCCCAGCAGACAAGCCCGGCUGGGGCCCUCUCCAUGAACUUCAGGUCCUCCUGGAAGCCGCCGUGGCGCUGAAGCCUCCUGCUGAUGCUCCUCUCUGGGCCACCAGACCUUUGGAACCUCCGGGGGAUCUCCCUAAGCUUCUGGCCACAGGGAUGGACUGUGUGUGCAAGAGGGGGCUUCUGGACUGAGACUUCCUCUGUUCCCCUUCCUGCCCUGGGGGUAGUCACAGCUUGGAGACUCUCCCUACCUCUUGCCCUUCCCCACCUCGUCAGCAUUUAAGGGGUGGGGAGGGAGUGAUAAGGGGCCAGGGGUAGAUUUCUGUAACUCUCUCCUAAGCCAGACAGAUGUUUUUAACCCCCCUGCAGUGUGAAAGCGGGUCCAGCUCUCACCUGCUGGUACUAACAAGCAGACACACCAACCCUGUCACCUGGCCCUGGCACUUAGAAACACAGUGCUGUGAUAUAACGUUCUCCGUUGGCUGACGCCGCUACGCCCCUGUAUCUGCUGUGGACCACACUGACCACACCGCUCCUGGAGCCACUAACUCACUCCCACACACUCAUGGCAUCACCAGCACAGCCACACAGCGUGACACAACUCACACACACACACAGCCAUGUGGAGACAGCGCCGUGAGGGUGGGGGCGGCAGAGACACACUCCUCCCCUUGACCCGGGACCCGGGACCUCCUGCCUGCUCACUGCAGCCUUCUUGAGUCACAAGGAGGAAUACAAACCAAUAACACAAGGACCUCAGAGAUCUUCUCAAGUGGGCCAAAGUAGCUGCAGGAGGACUGCUGUCACCAUGGCAACCCAUCGCACCUCUCCUGCUGGGCUUCCUGGGGACACCGCCAGGAGGCCUGGGAGCUGCGGCACGUGGAUAGCACCCCCUGAGAGCCAGCCACACGCCAGAGGGUGCCUGCUCAGUCCUGCCCGGUGCAUCACCACUGCCAGGCCCCCUGGGGACACCUGCUAGUCCCUUCCUGUACCUGCAGCCUGAGCACCGUUCCUCUGUACCUCUCACCCCUCCCUCCCCAGCACCUUCCAGCCCAUGACCUCGGGACUGAGUUGUUCUCUGCAGUUGGUGGCACCCCCUGGGGAAAGGAGGUGGCAGGCAGAGAACUCAGUGGCCCUCACUGGGGCUCGCUGCCCACUGGCACACCCAAACAGACUGCAGGGCCAGGAGGAGGCAGCCACAUUCUGCUGAGGCUUUCACGACGGGGUUCCUUUCCCAGGGUUUAUCUGCUCAGGCUGCCUCCCCGGAGCUCCUAAUUGCCCCUGGAUUACAGUCCAAACCAGGGAGUGGGCCAGGGGUCCUGUCUGGAACAGAGAAAGCUGCCUCCAGCCCGUGCAGAUUUUCAGGGUCACUAAUCUCCCUUUCGAGGUCUGCCCUUCCCCUAGUCUGGGUGGGUACCUAGGUCUCCCUCUGCUGGACACUGCCUUCCUCAUGCCUAACGAGGGUUGCGACGGGGGUUACGGUGGUGGCACAGGAAGAGAUGAAGGAUCUGCAGAGGGUGUGAAGGGGCAGGCCCAGCUCACCUUGUCCCCUUCGACCCAGCCUACUCCUAAAGGAGCGUGGUGGGUGGGGCAGGCCGGGAAGGAAUGCCUUUGAGAAGGUCACCCUCCAGCAGGUGGACAGGGACACCCUGGGCCCUGGCUGCCUUCCCUAGGCUGGGGGCAAUGUCUUCCUCCUUCUUUUGGCUUGUGGGCUGACACCGGAUCUGGAGAUUUUCUAAAGGGAAGGGGGGAGGGGAGGGCUCGUCAGUGGUGGUAUCUUUAGCCCAAGACGGAAGAUUUUUAAAGGCAAAAUUAUAUUUCUGGUUUGUUGUUUCAGAAGACCAAUAAAGACUGUAUUUUCCUACGUA